AUGUUUAUGCUGGUAAGAUUAGGAAGACCACUAGGUUAUAGUUACUUAGAGAGCAACAAGAAAAAUCCUAGACGUCUCAAAAAUUUGAUAGAAUAUUUCAAAAUCAAGCUCCUUGGGGGAGUUAAUGAUCUGACACAUGCUGAUAUUACCUGCACAAGCAUCACCAUUAUAUCUCUGCUGGCUUACCUGAAGAUCUCAUUACAACUAAUACUAAUAUCUGAUCUUGUCGCAUUAUAUGCAGCAACAUGCUAUGCAAUCUUAGAAGACAGGGAAAAUCUGUUAGUUGAUUACCCCUCAGAGCCACUGUUGGUAGAAAUGGGAUUCUUUCUGAUUGAGGAUAAGUGUAACUUGAUCAAAGUUUUAAAGAUAUUCAAUGAUUUAUUAAAGAAUGGUAUUGUAGAGUCUGGUUUACGUGAGGAACUUGUGACAUGA
Messenger RNA from Funneliformis mosseae, 432 nucleotides. Lineage: Eukaryota; Fungi; Glomeromycota; Glomeromycetes; Glomerales; Glomeraceae. The record is from the annotation of a GenBank genome assembly.